This is a messenger RNA of Kwoniella shivajii, 1833 nucleotides long. RefSeq names its product 40S ribosomal protein S29. The record is from RefSeq and is a predicted model, not a curated record. The transcript has 13 exons. Gene Ontology annotation, molecular function: structural constituent of ribosome; zinc ion binding. Gene Ontology annotation, cellular component: ribosome; cytosolic small ribosomal subunit. Gene Ontology annotation, biological process: translation. Bases 1 to 1833 code for a protein of 610 amino acids. Lineage: Eukaryota; Fungi; Basidiomycota; Tremellomycetes; Tremellales; Cryptococcaceae.
AUGUCUUUCUUUGAUAGACACCUCGAUCUUCCCUCUUCCUCGACCUCGACCUCGUGCUCCACGUCCACUGCUCUUCCUCAUGAGUGUUCCCUUUUACACCAGCUAUGCGCGUUUGAGCAGAUCUUUCAUGAAUUCUUUGCUGUUCUAUACCGGCUAGUCAAACCCCCAAUGAGGUCGACCUUCAAACUAUACUAUGAUCGAAAAGAACUAUAUCUUAAUCCAUUUACUGAUAUUUGGGCGAAAAGGAACGAUGAUAUCGGCGUUUUGAAAAACAUGAUCAAGGAAAUUACCAAUUCGCAGCGAACACUGAAAGACAAUCUGAUACCUGAACUAUGGUUGCAAAUGAUUGAGAGUAACUUCUUAUCAGCACUUUCUAAUACCGAAGUCGAACUCCGUUCAGUGCCCGAAUUCAAUAAUCAAGUAGGAUUAUUCGCAAAACCCACUCCUCUAUUUCCUCCGACAGCCAGAACCAUCGAGCACCACAAAACUCCUCGUCGACGUCUAACGGGAAUGAGUCGAAUUACUUCCCGAAAAUUACAGACAGUAAGUGUAAAAGGGAUUGAAUUUGUUUUAUUCUCCCUUCCUCAAAAUAUGGAAGAUCCAGAGGAAUCAGGAUUUAAUCCCGCAUUGAUGUUCGAUGAGGAGUGUGGAGACGAGGAGUACACAUGUAUGGGUCUAGGUGCAGCUAGAGUGAUUAAUCAUAGCUGCAACGAGAAUGUCACAUGGGAUUUCACCCAUGAAUCCCUCUACUUCGACGAGGGUUAUGAUAUCGGAUAUGAAGCUGGAAGACUGAGAAGAACCAAAAAGAUCAUUAACCCAGGCGAUCAGAUUUUAGCUUUUUACUCUUUUGACUUUGCUCGUAGGGAAUGUGAAUGCCCGAGCCGUGUCUGGCAUGACCGACCAAUCCGUCAGGAUCGACCUGUAACUCGAGGAUCAGCGCGAUUACCCGCUCACAUCUCUUCUAUCACCGAUGUCUUGCAGCUCGAGUUCUCAAGCGAGGACUCCAGUCCAGAUCCUCACUUAGCGAAUAUAAAUUCUGACACAGCCAGAAGAUCUUCAAUGAAAACAGUAAACACAGCAAAAAGAAGAUUUGAUCCUGACGAGGAUCACUACGAUGAGCGCAUCAAUAUGAGCCCACCACGAAGAUUGCUAAAGAGGCUAAGAGUGAUUCUUUCCCCGACGAACGAGCUUCCGGGAGACGACCCAGACUCUCACACUGUACCAGAAGUCGGUUUGGAGGGUGGAAGUGAUGAAGUGAAGGUGACAGAAGAUCGGAAAGUCCAUGAAUAUAAUUCGCAUAGAAUGCAAGAUUCUAUUGUAAUAGAAGUCGAUGAGUCAAAUGAGAGCGAGGAUGAUGUUCAAUUUAUCAGCCAAGUCAAGCAGUCUAACGCCGAGAUCGGAAUGGCACUUGACGAGCAACAAAGACAGAUGAUGAAUGCCGAUAUCACCCAACAGCUUCACGCUCAAGCCCCAAAGAUCUCAUCGAUCUUCGACUCAAACUCUCUACUUCACAUAGAAAAGCUUCGUAUUAAUGAAGAAGAGGUCGAACUUUGUAAGAAGAUCAUGAAAGACGUAAAGAAAGAGAUGAAACGAAUCGAAAGAACCAUCAAGAAUAUCGAGGGCCAAAGAAGAAUCUCAAGCGGAAAUGAAAUCAAGUGGAAAGAGGCUCACUCUAACGUUUGGUUCUCCCGACCCCGAAACUACGGUAAGGGCUCUCGACAAUGUCGAGUCUGUGCUCAUCAAGCUGGUCUCAUCCGAAAAUGGGGUCUUGACAUGUGCCGACAAUGUUUCCGAGAGAAGUCCAAGCAAAUCGGCUUCACCAAGGUCAGUUGA